AUGGGACGUAACAAACGUCGUUCCAGGCAAGAGUUAAUCUCCCAGCACGAAAAGUGGUUACAAUGUCUCGAAGAAUACAAAACCAAUGUUUACUACACUUACCAACCAACCAUCAACGGUGAUUUUGUUGAGCAAAACAGAACGAACAGAAAAGUUCAACUUCACCCUGCAAAUCGACUUUCAAUCUCUGAUCUUGAGAUCAAUACAUUCCAUGAAAAUCGAUUUCUCUUGUGCCGUGUAAUCACGAAAUGCGCAAAAUCCGUGGCGCUUUCCACAGUCAUCGAAGAUCCUGAGGGAGACGCUGAGCGUAUCUCGAUGUACAAUUGGCUCCCGAAAAACACAAUUCCAGCAAGUGGAUUGUCAGUUGAUCAGGUUUCUAAACUUCUUCCAAUUGGUACAAUCAUCGCGGUUCAAAAUCCAUAUUACAAAAUUGGAGAGGAUGGAUUCUCUUUGAUUCGUUCUGAUUAUCCGGAUCAGAUUACUAUCGUGAAUCCAAAUGACAGUUUGUUAAGUGAGAUUGAAUGGGAAUCGGACAAAGAGGAGGCCUCGAAAAAUAAAUCGAAAACGAAUAAAAAUAAAACAGCCGAUGAUUACCGAUUAUACGGCAAUAAAUACUUUGAAAUGAGUGAUUUCGCGUCAGCCGUGAGAAUGUAUUCGCUUGGAGUCGAAUUGGAUCCGCGAAAUGUCACCCUUUAUGCGAAUAGAGCGGAAGCAUAUUUGCGAUCGCGUCAGUUCGAAAAAUCGCUGAUGGAUACGGAGAUAGCAUUGAAACUAGAUCCUAAACACCUUAAGGCAAGCAUCCGAAAAGGCAAAGCUCUUCUCAAUCUCAAACGGUAUGAAGAAGCGGUAAAUGUCUUCCAUGAAUUGCUUAAACGACCGAAAUCGAGAAAUUCUUUCGACGGACAAAUCAGGAGAGAGGUUGAACAAUUUUUAAAACAGUCAGAAAUGAUGAAUUCUGAAAAUAAGCAUGGAGAAUAUGACUAUGUCAACAUAAUAAAUGAAUUUUUGAAGCAAAGUGAAAUUGUAGAAGAUUUCUGUGAACAAGACUGGGUGCACGCUGGAGGACCAAGAUUGAAUCAUGCCGACUACAUCAGUGGUGCGAUCGAAUUGAAACAAGGAGGUGCAAAGGGUCGUAAAUGGGUCUCUAAACAAGACAUACCACAGCACACCUUAUUAAUGGUUUCUAAAGCAUUUGAGAUUGUCUUUGAACAAGAAACGCCUAACUUUUUUAUACUUGGAAAUAAAAUUCAGACUGAUAUUUCUUAUUUGAUUCCACCGAUUGCUCAAAAACUACGAGACGAGCCAGAACUUGGUCAUGAAAUUUAUCAACUGCAUGUCGGUCCUGAUAUGACUCCAGGAAAAGAUCUGGACGAGCAUUUGCUAAAGACCGUGGAUAUAAAAAGAAUCGAGAAACUUCUCCUCUAUAAUGCGUUUCAACAAGAUAAUGGCUCUGGGUCUCUCUUUAAACGAUCCUCUACAACUGAUGUUGAUAUUAAUGGAUUGGGUCUUUGGCUAGAUCCUUCAUAUUUCAAUCACUCGUGCAUCGAUACCAAUGCUGAACGUAUAUAUUUAGGAGAUUUGAUGUUCAUUCGUGCGCAACGUGCUAUUUCUAAAGAUGAAGAUUUGACAUUUUCAUAUGUCAGCCCGAUCUUUGCUUAUGAAAAACGUGCCCAUUUGCUUGAAAAGUUUGGGAUUCGGUGUAAAUGCAGGUUAUGCGAAAUAGAACGCGCCGAACCUUUGGAAAUACAUUUACGACGCAGAAAAAUUUUGGAACAUUUCGGAUCUCAUAUCGUUCCAAAGAUAUUCUUGGAACAGGAGAUAUACACUUAUGAGUUGUUUCUCAUAAUCAAGGCACUUGAGAAUAUGAUUUCAGAGCUAAGUUCACUUAGAAAAGAACAUGACUUAGAUUUCUCUUCAAUCAUGCUCGUACACGCACUCGACAAGGCAUACUCAUUGACUGGCAAUACAUCGAAAUCUGUUUCAAUCCUCCAAAAGAUAUACGAACUAUUGAAAAAGCAUAACAUGUACGAACACUCGAGCAAAUUCGCUUUAUCGUUGGCUCUUCAACACUCGAGACUCGGGCAGAUGUCGCCAGCAAAGAAGUUAUUCAAUUCGGGUUUAUACGAGAUGGUUGCUCCCAUUAUUGGUGAUUUUGCGAUCAACAUCUCACAGAAUAGAACGAAGGCAUUGAGGAUUGCGGAAAAGUUAGAUCCGGCGUUUAUCUUCGAGGCACGAUAUGCUGGUUUAGUGUGA
Molecule: messenger RNA, 2253 nt
Organism: Ambispora leptoticha
Lineage: Eukaryota; Fungi; Glomeromycota; Glomeromycetes; Archaeosporales; Ambisporaceae
Source: the annotation of a GenBank genome assembly